GGCCUCGAUUUGGCACAUUUUGAAUUUGUUGACGUUUGGAAAGCAUAAAAGUGUGCGAAGAGUCUUCAAAAUGGCAAGUGAUGCAAGCAGAAAAACCAAAAAGUCAACUCAGCUUCUAAGCAAAGAGGAGGAAUAUCUACGUCUAAAUGCAGAAUUGGAAGAAAGAACUGCCAGUUUGAUAAACGAAGCAGAAAGUGUUCUGAGAGGCCAAGAAAAAUAUCUGGAAGGAAAGCAUGAUGUUGCAGAAUCAUCAAGUAUAAAGUCUGGGGAUUAUUCCAGUGAUUCAAAAUCUCAAAUCAAGUCUCGUACUGCUCAAAGACCAAGUUCAAGCCAGCUAAAGCCAAAGAAAGCACCAGUUCAAGGGCGAUCAAAAUCACAUACUGGUUUCAACAAAACAACAAGACAAGGAAGCGCUUCAAGUAGCAGACCAAACAGCAAGGCCUCCAAUCCGGCUUCAUUCAUGACACAAAAAGAUGACAGCGAUUUAUCGAUGGACCUAUUGCAAGACAGAAUUGAGCUUGCUCACAAAAUCAGUACCUUGGAGCAAGAAAUGGCUGACGAACAUUACACGCCAUCCCGAAUGAAUGAGGAGGUUAUUCCAGAAGUUGCAAACGACAUGAAUCCAGAGGCUGUUAUUAGAUUUUUAAAGGCAAAGCUUAGAGUUAUGCAAGAAGAAAUGGACAGGGUUUCAUCAGAUAACAGCAAAUUGCAUGGGAACAUCAAAAUGUCAGAUCAGAAGUUGAAAGAACUAGCUGAAGAGCACCAACAAGCCAUAAAAACAAAGACAAAUUUACAGAAUCAAGUUGAAAAAUGGAAAAAGAUGUAUGAUGAAGCGAAGCAAAAAAAUUCAGAAAGUGAACAACAAGUUUCUCAACUAAAAAAGGACUUAGAUUCGAUAAAAAGAGAGAAAAAGCAAUUAUCUGCAAACAUGAGCACAUUGGAAGUCAGGUUGAACAGAGCGUUGGAAGAUACAGAGAAGAACAGAGUUGCGUUGCAGAGAGCAAAGGAAUCAACCAAGGACAUGAGUGAGCAAGAAAGAAAAAGAAUUGAUCAAGUCAUUGCGGAUAACAAACGUCUUGAAAGACAGAAAAAUGAACUCAUGAACGCGUUUAAAAAACAAAUGAAGCUAAUUGACAUCUUGAAGCGCCAAAAGAUGCAUAUCGAAGCUGCAAAAAUGCUGCAAUUUACUGAAGAAGAAUUCGUCAAAGCAUUGGAUUGGAAUUCGUGAUUUAUUCAUUUUGGAGCCAGUUUUAUUGUAUAACAGAACGAAAGCCGAAGUGUUACAGAAGCUGAUUCGUACACUAUUAAAUAAUUGGUGACUUUUUUGCUUUUAUCGAUCCUAGGACCAGGCACGCAUUAACGGUUAAACCCAUUGUUAUUAAACUUUUCUUCAAUGAAGAAAAGGCAAGACAUUUAUGAUGAAAACAUCUUGAAGGAAAUGAUCUUAGAGUUGACAGACAGUGCUCGCUGAGGCAUAUGUUUUGCCUUUGAAAUAAUUUAUUUGUGCAUGGAUUAAGGACACAGAUUUCUGAGUUGCAAUCGAAUUCGUUGUUCUUGAUUUUGCUGGAUAAUUUUUGAUUUUAUUAAAUCAAUACGGGGCUGUGCUGUAA
Molecule: messenger RNA, 1610 nt
Organism: Rhopilema esculentum
Lineage: Eukaryota; Metazoa; Cnidaria; Scyphozoa; Rhizostomeae; Rhizostomatidae
Product: testis-expressed protein 9
Source: RefSeq, a predicted model, not a curated record